Molecule: messenger RNA, 1327 nt
Organism: Cygnus olor (mute swan)
Lineage: Eukaryota; Metazoa; Chordata; Aves; Anseriformes; Anatidae
Gene: EXOG
Product: exo/endonuclease G
Exons: 7
Coding region: 1-1200 (399 amino acids)
Biological process (GO): apoptotic DNA fragmentation
Cellular component (GO): mitochondrial inner membrane; nucleus
Molecular function (GO): nucleic acid binding; single-stranded DNA endonuclease activity; 5'-3' exonuclease activity
Source: RefSeq, a predicted model, not a curated record
AUGGCUGGCCUUCUCCAGCACGUUAUUGUACUGAGGCGACGCCGCUAUGGCGGGCUGACAGGGGGCGCUGUAGCGCAGCGCGGCGCCGCCAUCCUCCCUCGCUCCGCCAUGGCGGCUCUGCCUCGCCAUCGCCGCUUUUUGGGCGGCUUCGUCUGCGGGGCUGCGGCGGGUGCUGCCGCGUCGUGCUGGGCAGCCUGGCGGCUUCUCCGGAGCCAGAGCCAGCCGGAGUCGGCCCCCGAGCGGGUCCUGCCGGAGGAACCAGUAGAAGACUCCCUGCUGGAAAAAUAUGGAUUCCCUGAAGCUGGAACAGAGACCAGAUGUUACACAAAUCAUGCACUGUCUUAUGAUCAGGCAAAACGUGUGCCUAGAUGGGUGAUUGAACAUAUUUCAAAACAGAAGACACUGGGCAAUGCAGACCGAAGGCACUGUAAAUUCAGACCAGAUCCUAACAUCCCUCUAAUGUUCAGUGCCGUCAAUGAAGACUACCUUGGGAGCGGGUGGUCGCGAGGACACAUGGCACCAGCAGGAGAUAACAAAUUUUCAACAAGAGCUAUGGCUGAAACAUUUUAUCUCUCUAACAUUGUGCCUCAGAAUUAUGAAAAUAAUGCUGGAUUUUGGAACAGAAUGGAAAUGUACUGUCGGGAAUUGACCGAGAGAUUUGAGGAUGUUUGGGUAGUUUCUGGACCUCUGACCUUGCCUCAAACAAAUGAUGAUGGAAAGAAGAGUGUUACUUACCAGGUAAUAGGAAAGGAUGACGUAGCUGUGCCAUCCCACCUCUACAAGGUGAUCCUUGCCAGACGGACCAGAACUUCGACAGAACCCUUGGUGCUGGGGGCUUUUGUGGUGCCAAAUGAUCCCAUAGGCUUCAGUCACCAGCUGACUGAGUUCCAAGUAAACAUUGAAGAGCUGGAAAAAAUGGCAGGUUUAGUUUUCUUCCCCCAGGUGGACAAAACCAGAGAUGUUAAAAAUAUCUGUGAGGUGGACACCUGUAAACUGAUAGGCUUCAAGGAAUUUACCUUGUACAUCACUACUCGAAAAGUGCAGAGUGCCCGUACGUUGCACCGGUUGGAGAAAGCCAUGUCAGAGUUAAAGGAGGCAGGAAUUGAGCCUGAUGAAUAUCUCCUAAAGCUUCACAAGAAGAAGGAGGAAGAACUACUGCAGGAAAAACAAACAGCAGCUAGAGAGGGGAAAGCUGGCUGAGUACUUCUUUAGGAAGAUGCUUGGUGUUUGUACUUUGAGAGGGGAGCUGAAGGCAAACAAAAACCAGGGCUUUAUAAAUGAUCCUUUUCUGAAUUGUGAAAACAAUAAAGAAACAUUUGGAAGAUGA